GUUUUUUUCCGAAGCCCUCAGGGUCCCUGUGCCCGAAGGCUCCGGGGUGACUGCUGCGGGGGUCUCUCCGCGCCCUGCGACGGCUUCGCUGCUCGGGAGCCGCCUGGGAGCCACGUCAGUCGCGCCCCGGUUUCCACUAUUUUGCAGGCCCAGCACGGAGGUCCCCGAAUGGGGCCAGCCGCCCCGCCCCCGACUAAGCGGCUGCUGGACGGGGAGGGCGAGCCCGGGACGGUCCGCUUCUGUCCGGAGACGCUGCGCCGUUUUCGCCCGCCGCUUCCGUGACGCUUUUCCAAAGUCCGCAACUUCCAGCUGGAGGGGCUCCAAGCCCCGGAAUCCCCCCGCCCGGCAGCUGCUCUUCCAGCGCCCGCCUUGCCGCCUCCCCGCCCGCCCGGGCUUGGCAGGGAAAUCGGGCGCGCCUCCCGGAAAGCGGCUGCGGGGGAGAGCUGCUCUGGGCCGCCGGCCUCUCGGCUCUUCCAGUCCGGGGAGGCGGGGCGAGGGCGGCCCCUGCAGGGAGAGGCCCGCUGGGCGGCUGGAGGCGGCGGCCGGAUUGCAACACCGCGUCUUGUGACUUGCUGCAGGGCGGCCUUGGCCCGCUCGUCCCCGGAGCUGCGGGGCUUCGGCGGCUGGCGAGGAGCCCGGCGGGAGAAUGAGCCGAGCGGCGAGGCUGCUGGGCUUCUUCCUCUGCCUGUGGCUGCCCCACUUGCGAGGCCAGGGCGCCCGGCCCUCCCAGCCUGAGCAGGUGCAUCUGUCUUACCCAGGAGACCCCACCUCCAUGGUGGUCACCUGGACGACCUUUGAGCCAGCUGAGUCCCUUGUAGUCUUUGGCCAGGCUCCGGGAAAGACCCUUCCCCACAAGGCCAGCGGAAACGCUACACGCUUUGUGGAUGGGGGCAGCCUGGGCCGUGUCCUCUUCAUCCACCGAGUGACUCUCCGCGGCCUUCUCCCGGGACGGAGCUACGUCUAUCGCUGUGGGAGCCCGCGGGGCUGGAGCCAGCCCUAUGGCUUCCGGGCGUUACUGAAGGGCAGCGGCUGGAGCCCGCGGUUCGCCCUCUUUGGAGACCUGGGCCUGGUGAACCCCCAGUCCUUGUCCCGGCUGCAGAGGGAGACUCAGCAGGGCUGGUACGACGCAGUGCUGCACAUAGGAGAUUUUGCCUACGACCUGGACUCGGAUAACGCCCUCGUCGGGGAUGCCUUCAUGCGGAAAAUCGAGGCCGUGGCUGCCUUUGUGCCAUAUAUGACUUGCCCGGGAAACCAUGAGGAGAAGUACAAUUUCUCCAACUACCGGUCCCGCUUCAGCAUGCCCGGAGACACCGAGAGCCUCUGGUACAGCUGGGAUGUAGGCCCUGCUCAUCUCAUUUCCUUCUCCACGGAGGUGUACUUCUUCCUGGGCUACGGGGAGGAGCUGGUAGCCAAGCAGUUCCAGUGGCUGGAGAGGGACCUCCAGGAGGCGAACCGGCCUACACGGCGCGGGGAGCGCCCCUGGAUCAUCACCAUGGGGCAUCGACCCAUGUACUGCUCCAACAACGACAAGGACGACUGCACCCAGCACGAGAGCAUCGUGCGCAAAGGACUUAAGCCGAACCGUUACGGCCUGGAGGAUCUUUUCUACAAAUACGGGGUCGAUCUGACGCUGUGGGCUCACGAGCAUUCCUACGAACGGCUCUGGCCUCUCUAUGACUACAAGGUUUACAAUGGGAGCACCGCAGCCCCUUACACCAAUCCCAGCGCCCCCGUCCACAUUAUCACUGGAUCAGCCGGUUGCAAGGAGCGGCUGGACCCUUUCAUCCCAGACCCCCGAGAAUGGAGUGCUCUGCGGGUUGAGGAUUAUGGGUACGCCCGCAUGCAGAUCGUCAACAUGACCCACCUCUGGUUGGAGCAGGUCUCGGAUGACCAGGAUGGGAAGGUGGUGGAUAAGAUUUGGCUGAUCAAAGACCGGCAUGGUGGCCCCAGGGCCUGGCAGUGACCCUCCAGGCUGGAAGACCCUCGGAGGCAGGGCAGCCAGUAUCCCUCCUCCUGAGCUCCAGCGGCUUCAAUUGCACUGAGCUCUCUGGCCUGAAUAUGAAGCGGUUUGCGUGACCCGGCCACAAAGGGGGUGAAAGAGUGAAGAAGAAGACGACCUUGACCACUGGAGGAAAAGGAGGAGGAAGUUCAGUGAUGUUGCUGCAGCUGCCCUCCGGGUAGCAUUGAGGACAAGUGUGAUUUUAAAGCAAAUAAUUACUUGAAAUAAAAAUCAGGACUAAAGGGAGA
Messenger RNA from Thamnophis elegans (Western terrestrial garter snake), 2247 nucleotides. It is a transcript of the gene ACP7, whose product is annotated as acid phosphatase 7, tartrate resistant (putative). NCBI's taxonomy places the organism in Eukaryota, Metazoa, Chordata, Lepidosauria, Squamata, Natricidae. Gene Ontology annotation, molecular function: metal ion binding; acid phosphatase activity. The transcript is spliced from 13 exons. The record is from RefSeq and is a predicted model, not a curated record. Bases 647 to 1963 code for a protein of 438 amino acids.